AUGAUGGAGGAGAAAGCGGAUGACUGCUUCCCCGAGAGGCUGGCUCGCGAUUUGGAGCUUCGUACCGACGUGUUCAUGGCUCAGAAAAUGACAGCGGGGGCGCCGGCUUCCGCCAUCACUGCAGAGUACAUGUUCCGUCAAAAGACGGCCAGAGCGCUCGCCUCUCGACCACGAGCAUCAUCUCCAUACUACACUGCCUCAGCUAGAAUACGGUCUCUAGGUGCUAUCGAAGAGCGAGACCCGUCCUUGCUUAUUACACAAGACCCUACUGCCAUGGUUGACACUGCUUCUGAGGUGGACAGCACUGUCGGAAGUGAAGCAUCAGGAGGCAUGCCACCACCUUCCUUUCGCUACAGGAACCAGUCUAUUGCCACAGCAGCGACUUCUUUGGACUCAUCAACCUGGAAGCCAUCGCCACCGAGCUCACCUGAACCGACUCCUGCCGCCAUUGAGUCGAGUUGGAUCAACUGUGACUCAGAUGAUGAUGACGAACCAGAAACCAUGAGGCGCCAACAAGCAACCGAUCUAUUCCCCGAUGGUCGAUCUCAAGCCUCCCUUCGAUCACUCACUGUCCCUCAACAAUUUAAACCCAUAGUCCGAAAAUCGCUUCCCAUCACUGCAAGCUGUGCCGACACAGGCCGCUCUCCUUUCGUACACAAAAAGUCCCAUUCCGUUAGUGGAGGCUCGCCUAUGGGAAUCCCCAGACGGAGUCUCUCAUGCGCAUCAGCGCAAGCACCUCGGGGCUCAGCAGCUCAAUACCGUCGAGCUCAAACCCCUGAUAUCGUCAGCCCCAUCGAGACACGCGCACGAGCAUCAUCUCCUGCUUUACGGCGCUAUGAAGCUCAUGAAGAUGAUCUGAUGGAUUCCGCAGCUCAGGUUUAUGACCGAAUGCAGUCAACAGCAUACCGACCUGUACCACCCAGACCACUGGCUAUUCAAACGAAUGUUGCGCCUGAAGUCACCCAUCUCGACGACGGAUAUCUUUCUGAUUUGGAGGCUAUGUCUACUGCUGAGCAAGGCGUCCUUCCUCUAAGUCAUCAGAACCUUCAUGCCCGACCAUCCAUUUCCCCUUCGCAUGCCCCCAGUGUCCAAUCCUGGUUGAACAGCAGUGUUCAAGGCUGUCCUAUAUCGACCAACAACGGUGAUGAUAUGGCCAAGAUUGUUCCUCUACCCCCUGAUGUUGUUGAAACUCUUCGGGUCUCGACAACCUGCUUCCCUGAAACCAUGCUACUUUCCUCGAGUCUUACCAUCGAAACCAUUCGUUCAUAUGCGAAAAAGGUUCGGCACCCGGUUAUGAAGCCACUCGAUAUCACACCUCCAACUUCACCAACUUAUGUCGAAAAGAAGUCUCUUUGGCGAAAGGUAGUUUCACACCGCCGUGGCGACAGCGCUAGUAUUUCUAGCAAGCCUACAUUGACUUCUGCAAGUAUGCUUUCUGUUGAAGCUAUCAAGCCUUGGGCUUCUUUGCGAAAUGUAUUCAACCAUUGCUCCGAUUACAUUUGUGACGCCAUGUAUGCGCAUAUUGUGGCCUACAACUAUAUAUCUGCUUUGGCGGCUAAACUGCCCCAAAAUGACACACCAUCCAUUAGACGCAAUGGAAGCAUUUUGCGCAAUGAAUCACAGCAAGAAGAUAUACCAAAGAAGGCUGCCUCUCUUCUUGGAUUAGGAGGGGGCGGUGACCAACUUCAUAACAAAGUCGGUCGUCUAACUAAGAAGAUUAGUUCUCAGAUGACUCCGUGGAUGAGAGAAGAUAUUUCGAUUCCCUCCAACAUGAAUCCCAGUCAGGAGAGUUCUAUUCGCAAUAUUCAAGCAGACUUAUUCAAGUGUAUUGCUCAGCUCGUUGCCACGGCAAAGCUGGCAGGUACCAGUAAUGCUACAGACGAUGUAAUCGUUGAAGUGGCAGUUGAGGACGCAGACACAUUCUUGAUUCGCAGUCUUUGCGAGAUUGUUCGCAUGGCUGAGGAUGCCAACUAG
Messenger RNA from [Torrubiella] hemipterigena, 1974 nucleotides. Lineage: Eukaryota; Fungi; Ascomycota; Sordariomycetes; Hypocreales; Clavicipitaceae. The record is from the annotation of a GenBank genome assembly.